Messenger RNA from Diabrotica balteata, 752 nucleotides. NCBI's taxonomy places the organism in Eukaryota, Metazoa, Arthropoda, Insecta, Coleoptera, Chrysomelidae. The record is from the annotation of a GenBank genome assembly.
GUUUCUUGUUUUACCGAACGCCAUUACCAAAGACAUUGAUUAACAAAAUUAGAUUGGAAACACAAAGAAGGAUUUCUUAGCAGCUGAACUUUUUCUAAAUAAAUAAAACAAUGCCAAAUAUAAAGUUGCAGUCGUCUGAUGGUGAGACCUUCGAAAUCGAUGUUGAAAUUGCAAAAUGCUCUGUUACUAUCAAAACCAUGUUAGAAGACUUGGGAAUGGAUGAAGAAGAAGAGGAAGUCGUUCCUUUACCAAAUGUAAAUUCUGCUAUACUCAGGAAAGUCAUUCAAUGGGCGACUUACCACAAAGACGAUCCACCACCACCUGAAGAUGAUGAUAAUAAAGAAAAAAGAACAGAUGAUAUUUCCUCAUGGGAUGCAGACUUCUUGAAAGUGGACCAAGGAACCCUUUUCGAGUUGAUUUUGGCUGCUAACUAUCUGGAUAUCAAGGGACUCUUGGAUGUCACAUGUAAGACUGUUGCUAAUAUGAUUAAAGGUAAAGCUCCUGAAGAAAUCAGAAAGACUUUCAACAUCAAGAAUGACUUUACAGCAUCCGAAGAAGAACAAGUGCGAAAAGAGAAUGAAUGGUGUGAGGAAAAGUAAUUUAAGGGACUGUUCAGUAUUUACUGUGAAUAUUUUUGUGUUUAUUAUAAUUUAGAUUUACUUACUGCUUGAAAUUUUAUGUGAAAUAUGCUCGAUUUUCAACUUUGAGAUCUGCUGCAUUUCAUGUCAUUAAAAUAAAUAAGUGAUUUUGAU